Teleopsis dalmanni is the source of this 1014-nucleotide messenger RNA. RefSeq names its product neuroligin-4, X-linked-like. Bases 427 to 1014 code for a protein of 195 amino acids. Lineage: Eukaryota; Metazoa; Arthropoda; Insecta; Diptera; Diopsidae. Gene Ontology annotation, cellular component: cell surface; synapse; postsynaptic membrane. Gene Ontology annotation, molecular function: neurexin family protein binding; signaling receptor activity. The transcript has 2 exons. The record is from RefSeq and is a predicted model, not a curated record. Gene Ontology annotation, biological process: synaptic vesicle endocytosis; neuron cell-cell adhesion; postsynaptic membrane assembly.
GGAAAAAACAGCAACUUUUUAAAAAUGCAGCAACUGCCAAACUAAACAACGUAAAUAUGUCAGAAACUGUUAUUUGCCAUAACUUUACAACAAAGUUAACGCACAAUAGUUGCCAAUUUUGAUAAAUGAUUCAACUUAUUUUUAAAAAAUACAAUAAAAACUAGAAAAUAUAAACUAAAACACUUUUUAUAAGUAACGUAACGCCAAUGAACUACAUCAACAAAUGCUCAAAAUGAAGAACUCCGCAUAGAUAGUUUGACUGCAUUUGAAAAAUUGUGCUGAGCUUGUGCAAAAAGUGGCAGGAAAAACUUCACAAGUGCAAUUUUUGACGCGUUGCAGUCAAACAAGUUUGAAGCUCUUAAAGAAAAAUCUAAUUGAUUAAAAAAUAUCGACUAACAAAUUUAUUAGGUUGGUAACAUUACAACAAUGCAGAGGAAUUGCAACUAUCCGAAAGCCGUAACACAUACACAAGCAGCGCUGCCAACAAAAGCAACAACGGUGUCUAACAGAGUACAGAAUUGUCGCCGUGUGAAUUUGCUGUUAUUUACAGAAUUGUAUCACAUAACUCUGUUAUGCUAUCUUAUGUUAGUUCCAGUACUGACUACAACAUUUGUCAGUGCUUCAACGUUGGAUAUAUACAAAAAUGCACGUCUAGGUCACCGCAUUGUACAGACACGAUAUGGGCGUUUACAUGGACUGAUAUUGCCGUUAGACAAUUUUAGGUUUUUGCGGUCGGUUGAAGUGUUUCUUGGUGUGCCAUACGCAACACCUCCCACAAAGCAAAACCGAUUUAGUCCAACACGCGCACCAGCACCCUGGGAUGGCAUACGCAUAUCUGAUAAGUACAGUCCUGUGUGCCCGCAGCGUUUGCCAAACAUACAAAACGAAACGGCUGCUUUGGAAAAGAUGCCAAAAGGGCGCUUGGAAUAUUUAAAAAGACUUUUGCCAUUUUUGGAGAAUCAAUCAGAAGACUGUUUGUACUUGAAUAUAUUCUCGCCAAUCAAUGGUAAGUAG